AUGGAUAAACGUAAAAGAAAGAAAACAGGCAAAGCUCCAGUUCGUCAACUCGUUGAUGAUGAAGAAUUUUUUGAUGAUUUACCAACUACAACACGUUCAACUAUUAGCUUUUCAUCAUCGAAUUCAAACAACAAUAACUUCAAUCGAUUAACAAACAAGAAUAACAUAUCUUCACCAUUGAACAAUAGCAACAGUGAUAGCAAUAGCAACACAGCUUCAUCAUUAAAUAACAGCAAUACAGCUUCAUCAUUAAACAACAGCAAUACAGCUUCAUCAUUAAACAACAGCAAUACAGCUUCAUCAUUAAACAACAGCAAUACAGCUUCGUUAUUGAACAACAGCGAUAGUAUUAACAACACAGCUUCAUCAUUGAGCAACAACAACAGCAAUGAUAGUAAUACAACUUCAUUAUCGAACAACAAUACCAACACAACAUCAUUAAUUCCUGUUAAUAUUACAGGUCGUAAAUCGUGUUCAAAAGUUUGGCUAUGGGCAAUAAAAAGUGCUGAUGGUCAAUCGGCAGCAUGUAAAUUAUGUGACUUUACUUGCAGUACUGCUGAUCAUUCAACUUCUACUAUUCGUUAUCAUUUAAUUAAAGAACAUGACAAAUACGAUUUAAUUGUUAAAUCAUCAGAAGAAUCCGAUAAACCAAAUAUCUCGGAACAUUUGAAACGGGAACUUCAUUAUUUAUGUUAUCGUGCUAUUAUUAUUGAUCAACGUCCAUUUAAUGACUUUCGUAAAAGUGGAAUACUUGAUAUCUUCAAAAAAAUAUCUCCAGGAUAUACACCACCACACAGAAACCAAGUAUCGAAAGAACUCAAAAAUUUACAUAACCAUUACACUAACUUACUUAAAAAUGAAUUAAAACAAGUUGAUUAUAUUGGUCUGACUUUUGACUUCUGGACCAACCGUCAGUCUAUGUCUUUCUUAUGCAUUACUGGACAUUGGUUCAAAGAUCCACCUCUUGAAUUUGUCUCUACAGUUAUUGAUUAUUCAUGUUUUAAUGAACGUCAUACUGCCACUAAUAUAGCACAAGUACUCAAAGAAAAACUAAUGAAUCUUGAUAUCUAUCACAAAAUUAUUGCUAUUACAUGUGAUGGAGCACCAAAUGUAGUUGCAGCAUUGAAUCAACUUGAUGAUUUUAUUAAACGAAUUUGGUGUUGUGCACACAGGUUGCACAUAGUAGUUAUCAAUGCUCUUGGAUUCUGGAAGCAACUUGAUGACAAAGAUAAUACUACGUCUUCAUCAACAAAUCCUGCUACAACAAGUAUUACAUCUGCAGAUGUUACUUCGAAAAGUCAAGAAAAUGUGAUGGAUGUCAGCUGGUGUGGUGAAGAUCAACCAGAUAAUUCAUCAAAUGUUGAUACAAAUAAUAAUAAUCUAAUUACGGCAAAUGAUAUGAAUUUAUCUCAUCAAUCUGAUAAAGAAGAAAUUGAUUUAAUUGAUGGUGAAGAAGAUAUUGAUGAAACUGAAAAUAUUGAUUUAAUCGAAGAUUGUUGGUCAACAACCAUCGAUACAACUGUUGCUACAACAGAAGAGAUACAAAUUAUCAUUAAAUUAUUAAAAAAAUGUCGAAAUAUUGCACGUAUAUCCAAAAAAUCAACAAUUAUAUCUGCUUUUAUUCGUGCAUACAAUCUUUUAGUUAAGGUGAAUAAAACCAUAUCAAUCGAUUGCAAAUCAAGGUGGAACAGUACAUUCAAAUUAUUAGAAUCAUUAGUUUUAUGUAAAGAUGCAAUUGUAAAAUUAUUUAAUGAAAAACGAACAUUAAAAUUAACAAAAGAUCAACUUGAUAAAUUAUGUAGUAUGGAAUUGAACAGUCAUGAUUGGGAUUUCUUAUCAUCAUUGUAUUAUGUUUUAAAACCAUUUUUUGGAGCAACUCAUCUGAUGUCUGGAAAAUAUUAUCCGUCUAUCGGACUUUCUUAUCAUGCAAUACAAAAAGUGUAUGGUUUUUGUUUACAUUAUCAAAAUAAUAAUGAACAAAUUAUACGUUUAAAAAAAUUAUUAUUGUCACAAUUAUACAAAUAUUUCUUUAAUGAUCCACAACAACUUGAAUAUUUACAGUAUCAUGCUUUUUUUGAUCCAGUUGCUCAUAGAACUUUUUCUGAUCUUGAAACACAACAAUGUGAAAGAUACGUGAGAAACUUAGUAUUGAACGACACGUAUCCAAUAAAGCAAGUUUCAGCUGAUACUGAAAAAUCUUUAUCUACAGCUGGUGGAAAUUCGUCAUACUCAACAACAUCUAGUGAAUCACAACAUCCAUUUUUAUCAUCAACUACAUCGAAAGUGAAAUCUGUUUAUGAUGCAUUUAUUGAAGCUUGCGAAGAUCAAGAAAUAUCAUACCAAUCAACAAAAGAAAAAGUAAAAGAAUAUUGA
Adineta steineri is the source of this 2373-nucleotide messenger RNA. Lineage: Eukaryota; Metazoa; Rotifera; Eurotatoria; Adinetida; Adinetidae. The record is from the annotation of a GenBank genome assembly.